This is a messenger RNA of Cuscuta campestris, 1806 nucleotides long. NCBI's taxonomy places the organism in Eukaryota, Viridiplantae, Streptophyta, Magnoliopsida, Solanales, Convolvulaceae. The record is from the annotation of a GenBank genome assembly.
CAGAACAGCCUUUGGAAUUGUGUAUGACAAAAAAGAUAUAUCAUCAUUGUGAAAUUACACUUUUAGCCUUUAAAUUAACACCAACAUGAUAGAAGAUCAAAAAAAGGACUAUUUGUGGAAAGUCUACAGAGGCCAUGUCUCCGUCUUCCCCACUAUCAUCUUUGGAGAAGAAACGUUGCCACGACGAUGAGAUGGAUGCCUUGCUCCAGUUCAAGCACACCUUUCUCAACACCAAUCACUUUGUGGAACAUGUUGGUGGGUAUGUACUUAGACACUGUGUUUCAAAGCCGAAACUGGAGUCAUGGGAAGAAGGGCGUGAUUGUUGCUCGUGGGAGGGCGUGGAGUGUGAUGAACAAGAUGAUCAUCAUGUCGUCGGCUUAUACCUGAGAAACAGUUGCCUCUAUGGUUCCAUAAACUCCAGCAGCUCCCUCUUUACCCUCACUCACCUCCAGAGGCUUGACCUCUCAUGGAAUGACUUCAACUCUUCUCACAUACCCUCUGCAAUCGGAAACCUCUCCCGUCUCACUCAUCUCAACCUGGAGGGUUCGAAAUUUGGUGGCCGAAUCCCACAACAACAGCUCUCAAAGAUCACCACUAUGGUUUCCCUGGACUUGUCUUCGAAUUUCGGGUUGGAAGUUGGUAGUCUGAAAGGGCUUGUUCAAUACAUGAUCCACUUGAAGGAGCUCCAUCUAUCGUACGUGAACAUCGCUUCUUCAGAUCUACCUCGCGACCUCCUCUCUAAUUUCUCGUCUUUGGAAUCUCUUGAUCUUUAUGAGUGUGGGCUGAAGGGAGAGUUUCCCGUGGCCAUUUUCAAUCUCCCGAAGCUCAAGAAGCUCAAUCUAAGCCGCAAUGCAGAUCUCAAAGGCUAUUUGCCCAACUUCCGUUCGGGGAGUCCUCUUACAUCGUUGAGGCUCGAUCAUACGAGUUUUGGGGGAGUUGCCUCCUUCCAUUGGGAAUCUCGCCUCUUUGGAAGAUAUAGAGCUCAAUCAUUGCAAUUUUACAGGGAAGCUUCCAAAGUCACUUGUCUUACAACUUCUUCCCUGUCAUGGAUUGGUGAGCUCACCAGCCUCACUAAAUUGACCCUUGGAGGCAUGAACCUCAAGGGUGAGAUCCCAUCUUGGCUCAUGAACCUCACUCGACUUACUCACCUAUAUAUCAAUGAUAACCAACUUAUCGACUUCUCCUCCAACAACUUUGAAGGGCAGAUUCCUGAUGCGUUUGGAGAGAUCGCGGGUCUUCAUCUGCUGAAUCUGUCUAGAAACCAUCUCGGUGGUCACAUACCAUCUUCUUUCUCUAACAUGAAGAGUUUAGAGUGUUUGGACCUCUCCCAAAACAAACUCUCAGGACAGAUUCCUAUAGAGCUUGCGGAACUCAAUUUUCUUUCAUUGUUUAACGUGUCAUAUAACAAUCUCUCCGGCCCUAUACCACAGGGAAAGCAGUUCUGCACCUAUGACUCCACAUCAUAUGAAGGGAAUCCUAGAUUGUUCAUUGAACCUUGGAGCAAGCAGUGCGGGAAUGCGAGGUCUUUGCCUCAAAUGCAGCAGCCUCUAUCCCCUACAAAUGAAGAUGAUGACUCGGAGUCUGGCUUUAAAAUAAAGUGGAUGAUAAUAUCGAUUGGAAUUGUAGGUGGUUUGGUUGUCGGAGUGAUCCUUGGGAACGAGUUGAUUGCAAGAAAACAGUAUUGGUUCGUCAAGACUUUGGCAAGGAUAGGGAUACGGUAGGCCUGAGAUGAUGGGAAGCAUUCACAGUCGAUCAGUUGUGUUUGGAUUUAGCCUUUAGGAAGAGAAAUAAAAGGUUGUGUUUGUA